AUGUUUGGAAAAGGUGUUUCUCGAGAGUACUUUCAACCCCGGGCAUGUUCUAUGGGGAAGAAUGCAUUCAAAACUGGUCAGGCGAAAGAGAAUAUUGUUUACAUUGACUUAGAUUGUGAUCAAUUUGAUCAUGUAGAAAUCAUAGAUUGUCCUGAUGCUGUUUUACAAAAACUGCGCCAUUUUAGUAGGCCAAGUAAAGAUAAAACAUCGACACCGCGUAGUGUUAUUAUUAGCAUUGAUGAUGAUGAUGAUGAUGAUGAGAGUGAUGAUGUUGAUGGUGUUGGAGAGUUUGAUGGUGAUGCCUCUUCAAACAAAAGGUUUUCUACGCCCUCAAGUGUGCGAAAUUAUGUACAUGUAGAUGUUGAUGAUUAUGAUGUGUAUGUUUCAAAGAGGCAUAAAAGUACCGGAUUCUAUUCAAAUCAUUGGAAUCGUGAUGGUGAUUGUUCUGAUUGUGAGGUCAUAAAACGUGAACAGUGGGAAAAGGUUUCGGCAAAGAGAAACAGAAAUGAGAAUAAUAUAAUUAAUCAAAAAGAAAAGCAUAAGGAAACCAAGUUAUAUAAACAAGCCAUGGAAGAGGAAUUGGCAUCCAGACAGCGAGCAUUGCAAAUUCAGGCAGAGGAAGCACAAAAACUGCGAAAACUGCUCAAAAGAAAAAAGGCUGAAAAUGGCCGAAUGCUGGACAUUGAAAGGUCAAAAAAACGCCUUGAAGAAGUGAAAGAGAAGCAAAAGAAAGACGAAGAAUUAAUGAACACGAAAGAUAAACUACGGGUCGAAAUAUUGAAGAUCAGGCUCAGUCAAUUGGAGAGGCGAAGCACAAAUAUGACCUCACUGCUUCGUGGCUUAGGAAUAAAUGUGGGGGAAAGUCUUAGACCUUCGCCAAACGAGGUGCAUGCUGCCUAUAAAAAAGCUAUUUUGAAGUUCCAUCCGGAUCGUGCAUCAAAAACCGACAUUAACAAACAAGUUGAGGCCGAGGAGACGUUCAAACUCCUCUCAGUCCUGAAGAAGAAGUUUUGUUCGACUUCAUGGCGCUAG
This is a messenger RNA of Trifolium pratense (red clover), 1032 nucleotides long. RefSeq lists its product as uncharacterized. Lineage: Eukaryota; Viridiplantae; Streptophyta; Magnoliopsida; Fabales; Fabaceae. The coding region runs from base 1 to 1032 and encodes 343 amino acids. The record is from RefSeq and is a predicted model, not a curated record. The transcript has a single exon.